UAACUAACUAUGAAGACGCUUCGGUCCUCCGAGUCAAACCGGUCGAACAAUGGAAAUUCAAAAAUUCGUUAUAUUUUUUAUGGCUUCUCCAACGAGGGGAGGAAUUUGGAUCGCGAAGCGGCGUCCGCUAGGGGUUGCUCGCUCGGUUGCUUCGCGCCUGCGCACGUAGUUCGCGCCACUGCUACGUCGCUUGCAAGCCAGAUGUUCUGAAAAGCUUCCUGUCGCCGUUUCAAUGCUCCGCAUUUUUAUCUAAUAAGUUAUUGUAAAAUGUGGACUAGGACCUUUUUAAUAUUUUCUUUUAUGAGUGAAGUAAUCAGUGAAUAAAUAUCAUGUGUAUUGGAUAAACUGUGUGUAGUAUAUUAAAAUUAUCGAGCGUCUCGAUGUCCACGAGUUCACUCGGGACCAACAAAGCGGCGGACAUUUUAUUUUGAGUACUCGAUAAUGUAGCGUUCGCGUCGAAAACAUUAAUGUCGUUUUAUGGUUAUAAAUUCGGAUAUCGUUCGCUUACACCUUUUCGAUGCCGAGAGGGGUGAAGCGAGGGCCGGCGGAGGGCGAGGCCGAGGUGGUGGUUCGCGCUACUGCGUCUCCUUCGCAUACCACGCUAUUGGACGACAGUCCUAGCCAGCCCAUUAGCUAUCACCUGCUAGACCACGGCUAUGGCGCCACGCCACAGCACCAGAUCAGGCGCGAGGCGCCUACGGCACCGCCGAAGACGUCUGAAGCGGUGAAAAGAAGACUGAACUUGAGUGAGAGCAGUUCCGGCAGUCAGGGUCACGUGGUGCCCAUGAAAGCCGACUUCAAGACGCCGAAACAGAAACGCGUCAAAGUCCUCACGCCGUACAGUCGACCGUCCAGUUCUAUGAAAAAGUACACCGAACGUUCCAGGUUUGACACAUCAUUAGGUUUACUCACAAAAAAGUUCGUUGCAUUGCUGAAGUCUUCACCCAAUGGAGUCCUAGACUUGAACAUAGCGGCAGAACAUUUAUCGGUCCAAAAACGUCGUAUCUACGACAUCACAAACGUUUUAGAGGGUAUAGGAAUAUUAGAAAAGAGAUCCAAAAAUAAUAUACAAUGGAAAUAUGGCGUGGGCGGCGCGGAGGGCGCGGGCGAGGCGUGCGCGGCGCGUCGGUUGCGGCGCGAGGUGCGUGCGCUGUCGGCGCGGCAGUCGCGCGUGGCGCGCGCCGUGGCCGUGGCCGAGCACGCCCUCAGCGACCUGUCGGCGCACCACGGCGCGCGCGCCUACAUCACCUACGCCGACCUGCGCUCCAUCCGGGACUUCCGCAACCAGACUGUCAUACCCAUCAAGGCGCCACCUGACACACGCCUCAGCGUACCUCAUCCUGACGAGAAGGGCUACAUGAUACACUUGAAGUCCAUGUCGGGAGAAAUUGAAGUCUACCUCUGUCCAAAAGAACGCCCUCCUUCACCUGCUACAUCAUCAGGCCCACUGCCGGCGGAUCCGCUGUUAGAAGACAACAAGGCACUGCUAGCACCACUCAUAGCGUUACUGCAGUCUAAACCCACAAGCUCCAUCACCGCUGACUUCACAACGCCGAUAAAACGAGAACCUAUGAGUGAGGCGUCUUCGUCAUCCAUGGUGGUGUCAACGCCCUGCGUGACGGACCCCACGAUGCCGCUGGGUGGGGCGCUGGGGGCGCACGCCACGCACGGCACGCUGGGGGCCCUCGGCUCGCUGGGCUCGUUGGGCUCGCUGGGCUCGCUGGGGGCACUCACCACGCCACACGCCACGCCGCACAAGUCCCACACGCCACACUCCGACCACUCCAGCCAACACGACUCUCUCAACACCCCUGACAGCUCUGGUGCUAGAGGUCGGUUGCGUAACGCACUAAUAGCAGACAGCGACGACUUCGCGCCCAUCAUGGGCGGGGGUCGCUUCCAGUUGCAGACCGAGGACCAGGAGUCAGAACCACUGGAGUUGGAGCCGUUCCUGGCGCUGGAGCCGCCGAUGUCUGCGACGGACUACGGGUUCUGCCUGGACCACGAUGAGGGGCUCUCGGAACUAUUCGACUUCGAGUUCUAGUGCAGUGCGCAUGCGUGCCCUGCGGCGCGCGCCCUGCUAGUACUCAGCUGUACUCCUUGUGCGCUACACUCGUCUCAAUCUCACUGGAAAGAUUUAGGCUAUCCAAUGAUAUGGUUAACUAUGUUGUGACAUCUGCUCCAGGUAUUGGGAACGGUGCGAACCGCUCUCAAUAACCUAGAUCUGACGUGAAAUUGUAACGACUGUAGUAAUAGUUACAGAACACUCUCUAUUUGCACGUGCAGUGUUAAUGAAUGCGUACAGAAGACAUGACGUUCACAAAUGUUUGCUCAACAGAAGCAUGUUCUGGGUACUUCUAUUAACGCAAGUCAAUAGGCUCGCAAAGGUCGUGCAUGCCAUUUACUAAUGUUUUUGAUGAAUAUAUGUAAAGUUUAUUUCGUUACGUCGCGUAUGAUAAUGAUGCCAUUUUAUUUACGGGUAAUACACUGUCAUCAUGUUGAAUUUGUUGUUUUAUAUUUACAUGUUGCUUUAGACUUGUCUAGGAAACUGUACUUAUAACAUUUAAUUGCGCCUAGACUCCAUGCAAUUAUGAGAAAGUGUGAAGGAUGCAAGAUGUAAUUUGUAGUCAUGUUAGUAGUCUGUUUUACUUUUUGACAAGAGCCAAUCGUGACUUAGUUGAACACCAAUGUGAAACUACAAAUUUCACAAAUAUCAACUAGUUUGUUGAUAAAUAUUUCCCAGAUAACUGUUGACCCCGAAACUUCAAAUUUUGUCUGAUGGUGAACACUUGUUAGCCAUGUACUGUUUAUAAAAAAAAUACUAUAGACACGUUAUAUAGGAGAGUGUUCUGUAAAUGCAAUAAUUUGUGGUACCAAACAAACAUUGCGCUCUAAUUUACUUGUUUAAAUUAAUUUCGACGUAAAUUAUUUAGUUGGAUUAUUUGUGAUGUAGUUGUCGAAUAUUUAACUAAUGCUGUUAUGUGUUGUGGGACUGUAGCUGGAGCUCGCUGUUCUAAUACGAUAGUUGUAGCAGAUUACUGGGGGUUAUCCACACGUAACUGAGAAUAUUGUUUGAGAUAAACUUUCAACCAUAUCAAAAAACAUUUACUAAUUAUAAUUCCUGUGGAAAAAUCCUCACGUUUAAGACUAGAGUAUGCUAGCUGUAGUAGACAACAGGCAACUUCGUACCCUCCCUAUCAGAAAAUCAUGGUGCUAAUUUCAUUUCUUCAUCUCGCCAUCAACUACAGUCCCGCAUUACUAGUUAAUACUGAACGCUUAUAGUUAAAAUGUUCCUUAAAGGUGAUCUAAUUGAUUUGUGUUGUUUAGUACCGACAACC
Messenger RNA from Spodoptera exigua (beet armyworm), 3338 nucleotides. Lineage: Eukaryota; Metazoa; Arthropoda; Insecta; Lepidoptera; Noctuidae. The record is from the annotation of a GenBank genome assembly.